Messenger RNA from Amphimedon queenslandica, 834 nucleotides. Its product is annotated as protein kinase C-like 1. The record is from RefSeq and is a predicted model, not a curated record. The annotation marks the transcript as partial. Lineage: Eukaryota; Metazoa; Porifera; Demospongiae; Haplosclerida; Niphatidae. The transcript is spliced from 5 exons.
GUGACAAUAGAGUGUCCAGAAGUCCAAGUGUUAAUAGUGUACUAGUGGAUCAGGCAACUCCUGGAGGACAAUCUGUUAGAUCAACGCGUAAUAAUAAACAGUCAGUGACACCAGGGGCAGCAUCAUCACUAGUAUGUUCAAGCAGUGUUGCCCCUACUCCCAGUAAAUCAGGUAUCAAGAGAUCAGCCCCUGACUCAUCAUCAGCAGUACUGGAACAUAACAUACCACACAGGUGGGUGAUUAAGUCUGGUGCAUUCCAUAAGAGUCAUUCCUGUUCCACUUGUUCAGGACCAAUCAAACACACACAGAAAUAUGCCAAAUGUGCAUACUGCAGUUUUGUUGUUCAUCAGAAAUGUACCAGUAACACUCCUAACUCAUGCGGCCUCCCCCUUCAACUAGCAGCUCACCUCUACCCCACCUCGCCCUCUAAAAGACAAUGCUCACAAGCAAUGGAGGAUGACAACAAAGAGAAUGCAUCAUUUGUUAGUACUUCAUCAAUGGACAGCAAAAUGAGACGUUUGUCCAUUGAUCUGGUACGCUGCAACAGUUCCAUCAUGUCUACUGGAACUGAUCUGUCUAUAACCUCAUCAAUGCUUGCUUCCAAUGACAGCAACGAUGACAGUCUUGUCUGAAUCCCAUGCACCAGUCCUCUCUCUCUUUAUAUAUAAAUACUAUACACUCAAAGAUGAUAUGACAUUACAUAACGUAUUAGUAGGUAGAAAGUCCCUAUAUAGUGUUGCAUUACACUGCUUGCAUGGGUAAUGUUGGACACUAUAGUGAUUUAUUAUAAUAACAAAUCUCAUUUUUACUUUCAUAAUGAUUUCAAAAACAGUA